AUGCUCCUUUCUCUGUUUUCGCUGGGUUUGGCUGAAGAUACCACUACUGAUAGUUACAAUGAGCAGUUUAACACAAUAGAACCAAAACCAUCAGUCCGUUUGGACCCAUACAUACGAAAGGCCCUACUAAAAGCUCUCAGCGAACUUGAAGAGUCCACCACAGGAACUGAACUUCUUGAUGGAACCACUGGCUUGGAUUCAGAUGCUACUACCGGAGAAGAAGCUCCUGAAGCACGGACAGAUAAAGAAGGAAUACAGAUUCAUUCAUUUAUAGUCAACGGACAGGCCGCUUUUUCCAGCAAUGCUACCAAUGUACCCACCAUAGUUGAUAACAAUAUAUCUAUACUGAGUACUACGGCCGGUAAUGUAGAAAGUCAAGUCACAGCGACCUUACCAACAUCGGCUCCAUUUCCUGAAAUAUUUCAAACAAAAGAAGGGGACAGUAAUUUAUUACAAACACGAAGCAUAGCCAGUGGUUCUAAAUCAAACAAUGAAAACAGUGCUAACACCAAAAAGCCAACCACGACAACAACGACAACAACCACUACAACAACUACAACGACCACCACUCCGAAACCGACCCACAACGAAGAUGGAGAAAAUAUUGAAGAAGUCGACAAACGUGACGUUCAAGUAUAUCAAGCUCCUUUAGUCGCGGCUUUUACUGUUCAUCAGGAUCCACAAGGUUUGCCGAAAAAAGUAAUACCACUUUAUCAGCAAACAUCUAAUCAAAACUUUAUGAGACCGCUACCUGCAACCAAUUUGGCGUCUGGAAUUUUACAGUCUCAACCUCUCGGUUCCAUAAUUCCAAGUGUAAAUUUCAACCAAGUACCCCAAUCAGAUUACAUAAAUCAACAGCUAUUAUUACAAAGACAACUUGAAGAAAAGCAAAGAAUUCUCGAGGAACAAUUACGAUUCUUACAACAGCAACAAAGACAACAAGAAGAAUUUUUAAGGAAACAACAAUUUCUUUUACAACAAAAGGAAGCCCAGCGGCAGCAAAUUUUCUUGAAUUCUCAGAAGUUCCAGGCACAGAGUUCUGUUAAUAAUUUUCAAGUCCAGAAAAAUAUUCCUCAGAACCAAUUUGUAAAUGCACCAAUAAGAUCUAACGGUCAGGUAACUAUUCAACCCAGUGUGCCUCUAGAAGCGACUAACACAGUUACAAACCAACAGUUACCAAAUCGUGAAGCAGUUGAUUUUCUCAUACAUCUGCACAGCCAACAGCCUGAUCAGUUUCCAUUACAGGAAAACCAUUUGCCUCAAGGAAUCAGCAACUUUCUACAUCCCAACUCAGGUCAAAACUUUCACCAAGGACUAAAUUUAAAUCAAGUCAGAACCGACCAAUUUGGCCAGCAAAAACAAAAUCAUCGUGUGUUCAGGCAAGACAGUGGUGUCGGUAAUUUUGGUUUGAAUAAUCAAAAUUAUAAUUCGUUUAACCAUUUCAAUCCAAUUCAUUCAAAUCGUUUCUAUCCUAUAAAUGGCCAUGUAAACUAUAAUAAUGCCGACGCUGAAUUGAAACAAUUACUAGUUCAAAAUGGUUUAAACGGCAGAAACCAAGAAGAUUUAAACAUUGUAUCAAAAGUAUUGUCAUUGAAUCAUGGUGUGGCAGUUACCAACCAUAUUUCUAAUAGGUUUCCCUUCGACAGUCGGAGGCAUGUAAGGCCGCUUAUUUAAUCACGAAUUGUUUCAAAACUUUAAAAUAACUAGUUAAAACAAAGGAAAAUUUUGAGUUCAAAAUUAUUGUAUUACCGAUAAGGCAGCAUUAUUUUGAGAAUUUACAAAUAUCUAAUCAAUUGGCGUUAGAAUUUAUUAGAUUCUAAACCUCAAAGCUACUAUUAAAACCAUUUUGGACCAUUAAAAAAAUUCAUAUUAAGACAAAAUAACCAAAGAAGCACAGAAACAUAAAGUAUUUUAAAAAUAACAGAAUGCCGUUUUACCAGUCCCCUUACGCUGUUUUAUUAUAGUUUAAGUUAAUUAUUUAUUUUACUGUAUAAUGUGUUAUUUGAACUGCCAUAAGUAGUAUAAUUAAGAAAAUGAUGUCAGUAAUGGUGCAGCUUUAUAAGUAUACCUAUGUGCUGUUAAUAUUGUCGUAAAAUAGGAUAACUGUUUAAGACGCAUUCAGAAUAACUGCAUAUAAUUAAUCGAUCCGAUGCUUAAUAAUUAGACGUACUAAAUAUCAAGAAUGUACCUACCUUACCAGAUCGUAGUAGAUAACCUAAAACAAAAUAGAAUGUUAUAAGUAUGUACCUACUAAAUAAUACAGAAUUAUCAUAUCACAACCAAACAAUGAACAAUUUCAGAAACUAUGGAGGAGGUACCUACCUAAUCAAUAAUUUAUGUGGUAAACGAAUGCACUUUUUAGU
This is a messenger RNA of Spodoptera exigua (beet armyworm), 2363 nucleotides long. The record is from the annotation of a GenBank genome assembly. Lineage: Eukaryota; Metazoa; Arthropoda; Insecta; Lepidoptera; Noctuidae.